Messenger RNA from Rhinichthys klamathensis goyatoka, 2874 nucleotides. RefSeq lists its product as uncharacterized. Bases 714 to 2669 code for a protein of 651 amino acids. Lineage: Eukaryota; Metazoa; Chordata; Actinopteri; Cypriniformes; Leuciscidae. The transcript has 25 exons. The record is from RefSeq and is a predicted model, not a curated record.
UUUUGUGGGAACUGUGAUGCAUGUUUUUCAGGAUUCUUUGAUGAAUAGAAAAAUGUGAGUGAUAUAGCUGUGUAAUUCGAGAGAGCUCUGCAUUUUUACUAAGUUGGUGCACACGAUCUUCAUAAUUUGUAUUAACCUGCUUUUUAUUCAGCCUUUAGCUGUUCAUUGGAUAUUUCCAGCCCCACUAUCUAUUGCUAAGAGAGAAUAACCACCUGAUGUGGAUAUUGAGAAAUCUGUUACACCAAUGGCACAUUUUUCCAAGGAGGUCAAAAGGUCAUUGAAAAUCACAAAGUCACAUCUUGCAAUUCAGCUUUACUGAUUAUAUUAGUGAACAUGUAUACUACAUCAAAAUUGAAUGUAAUAAAUUCUAAAUAAUUAAUGUCAUAGAGUGAAGAAUAGUGAUGUCUCUCUGAUAGGAGUAUUCUUUUUACAGUGCCUUUAUUCCUCACUACUCUCUUGUGUAGUGGAGGAGUGUGUUUGUUUGGGGAAGGCUCAGGUAUUUCUCACCCAGAUGAGGAGAGUUGGGAGCCUGGGAGAUUCUGGUGAGGGACCAGGAGGUCUUUUCGUCUGUCUCAGCAUCGCAUGCAAGGAGGGAGAAUGCUUUGAGGACCACUGCAGCUCCUCAUUGAAACCGUGCUCUCUGCCUUCUCUAAAAACCCCUUGACUGAGCUAAUCCAAGGGAUCAGAGCGUGUCCGUAAAGCACCUGGAAACCAUGGGAGCCUCCAGGGUGAAGGUAUUGGCUGUGUUCCUGUUGUGUGUCCUGCACACUCAGGCCCAGCAAGAUUAUUCUGGUUUACAAUCAGGAGAAGAACACAUGUAUGAAGGCUCAUUAGUCGAUCGAUAUGACGGACAUUCUGGAUUCACUGACAGUGUCAAGUAUCCUGCAGAGUCCAAACGCAGCAGUGAAGGUGAGCACUCGGCAUCUGGCUUCGACCCCUAUGCGCCUGCAGCCACCAUGGUCACCAUGAUCACUGAGGAAACAUACCCGUAUGCCACAGUCGUGGAAUCUUUCGAUUAUGCCAAAGAGGAUAAAACCUUAAUAGCACAGGUGCCAUAUGGAGGAGACGCUGAGCUGGGGCAGGAGAGACCCACUGAAUGCGACUGUGAAGCAGGAGAGCCGGGAUUUGGAGGCUUCGCUGGACCCAAGGGUUCUAGGGGUCUUCAAGGCAAACAGGGGUUACCUGGGGUCCAGGGAAGGGAGGGUUACAAAGGAACCAAAGGAGUAAGAGGAAAAGGAGGAGACACUGGUCCUGAGGGUGACUCUGGGCCUGAUGGAGAGGAUGGUGCAUCUGGUUUCUUUGGUGCAAUUGGCCUUCCCGGGUUACCAGGGGACCCAGGUGAAACUGGACUAUCUGGAUUCAAGGGUAAUUUCGGAAUAGAGGGUCCUCGUGGAGGAGUGGGUCUCUCUGGAAAGACUGGUCCUGUUGGCCCAAAAGGUAAAUCUGGAAAACCAGGUGGUAAAGGUGUUAAGGGUUCCAUUGGUAAAACAGGAAAACUGGGUCCUGAGGGACGACAGGGACAGAAGGGUCAGAUUGGAGCACCUGGAUUCUCAGGAGACCGUGGAGAGCAGGGUUACUUGGGUUAUACAGGAGUUCCCGGAGACCGUGGGGUGACUGGACCAAAGGGUGCUAAAGGUACAGGUGGCUUGCCAGGAAGUGAUGGGGAGCCAGGAGAGGAUGGUCCUCUGGGUGUUCCAGGAGUUGAGGGGGUGCCUGGGUUUUUUGGACCCAAGGGUUUGAAAGGUGAUCGUGGUCUGAGGGGGCCAUCUGGAAGAGUAGGAAGUGUGGGUCCACAAGGAGACAGUGGGGAUGCAGGAGUUCCAGGGAAACCUGGGCCAAAAGGCUUGCCUGGGCCCACAGGUGCCAAAGGGGAAACAGGCCCAGAUGGUGAGAAGGGGACACAAGGACGAAAAGGAGGGAAGGGUGCUAAAGCAGAUAAGGGAGACGCUGGAUCUCGUGGUGACAAAGGCCAGCGUGGAGUGAAGGGUCGUUUUGGCCGCGAUGGGCUUGUUGGUCCUAUUGGACCUCCAGGUCUUCCAGGUCCCAGAGGAGAAGGAGGACCUAGCGGAGACCUGGGAGGGAAAGGACAGAGUGGCCCGAAAGGAGAGCCAGGUGCACAUGGUCCAGGACUGACGGAUGACCAGAUAUUGCAGCUGUGUCAAGGUGUGGUCACUGCUCAGAUCUCCCAGUAUGCUGCAUCUAUACGUGCCAAAUGCGUACAGGGCUGUCCCAUCAACAACCGUACCCUCAUCGGACCCCCAGGUGUCACAGGACCCCCAGGAAGUUCAGGAAAAACAGGUAAAGCAGGAAAGGCAGGUGCUAAAGGAGAAAGAGGCCCCCAAGGCAUGAAAGGUCUAGAGGGCCAGAAAGGAGCUCCAGGGGACAGAGGUACAAAAGGUCAGAAAGGACAGAGAGGUGAUGCUGGCAAAGGUCUUCCUGGGCAUGAUGGUCACCAAGGCCUCAGAGGACUGCCAGGCCAUCCAGCAGAACCUAAAGAUGGCAUUGAGGGCCCACAGGGACCUCGUGGGUUUCCUGGGCGUGUGGGUCAGCCUGGCAUGGCUGGUGGUGCAGGAAUACCUGGUGUGUGCGAGGCGCGAGACUGCAGCAUUCAUGCACCUGUAGUGCGCAAAGAGAUGGGAUUGGUCAAAGGCCCCCUCAGCCAGGCCUGAGAACAGGGAGGAUUGUGAUUGACCUGGGACAGAAGGGCCUUUCUAGCAGAGACCAUGAAUAUUGUGCUGUUGGGUGCAGACUGGAAUCAAGACAGACUGGAGUCAAAACCUGGAGAUCAAGAGUCUCAUUUAUAAAUUGUUGCGUAGAAACCAUCCUACAUUUGAUCUUACGAUCAUUUCUCAAAUGUGCGUACGUGUGAUUUAG